CCCCCUUUCUUCUAAAGAAUUUUCUAAAAAUUGAAACGCUCGCGCGCGCCCUAAAUUCAAAUCGAAAUCCAGUAAUCCGAGAACUCACCGAGUUCGUAAAAAAAUGGCGCACGCAGCAAGAUUGAAUCUCCGAAUGCAGAAGGAAUUGAAGCUCCUACUCACCGACCCACCUCACGGCGUUUCUUUUCCUUCCCUCUCCGAUGACUCUUCUUCUCCAUCUUCCUCUCUCACAUCUAUUAAUGCCCAUGUUAAAGGACCUGAAGGGACUGUCUAUGCCACUGGGAUUUUCAAAGUUGAGAUUCAAAUUCCUGAAAGGUAUCCAUUUCAGCCUCCUAUUGUGACGUUUGCUACGCCGAUAUACCAUCCAAAUAUAGACACUGGAGGCCGAAUUUGUUUGGAUAUCCUCAAUCUUCCUCCUAAGCAGGGUGCCUGGCAACCAUCUUUAAAUAUUUCAACUGUCUUAACAAGCCUUGGACUAUUGCUAAGUGAACCAAACCCUGAUGAUGGCCUUAUGCAUGAAGCGAGCAAGGAGUACAAAUAUAACCGAGCAGCAUUUGAUCAUAAGGCAAGAUCCAUGACUGAAAAAUACGCCAGAGCUGGAGAAAGUGAAAGUGCUACUGGUGGCCAAGGAUCUCAAUCUCACACAAAUCAAAGCACCUUACAAAGCGAAAUGAAUGUAUCAGAUGUAUCAUUGUGUGAAAAUGAGUAUUUUGUAAGCCAUAAGAGAUUCAGUGGAAGCAGCAGGAAGCUGUCACUAGAGUGUUCAGGCUUGAUUAUGAAAUCGGACAGUGGCAAGAGGACCUAUGAUGUGCCUGGAAACCAGAUGGAUGUUGGACUGAAGGAAGGUAAUAAAGAAAUUGCCACUGAAUGCAAUCGAGAAUGUGACAAUCUACAAGUCACUAGGGAUAAAUAUCAGCAGAAAUUUUAUGAUGUCUCCAACAUUAGAAAUGCUGACAGCGUAGAUAUUGAGGUGCCAAAACAAGGUCCCUCUGCUAUGGAAACCCGAAACCCUUCAAUGGAUUAUUCAGUGUCCUUGCUGCAGACUGCUGACAAUCACAAGCAAGAACCCCCUAAAAGUGAAGUAUGUAAGUUAUUAAGUGACAGCAAAAUUAUUACUUUGGAGAAAUCUUCAGAACAGUCACUACAAUCUCUCGAGUCGAGCAAGAGAAGUAUCCACUGUGUUGAGAAACUGACCGCUAUGCCUCCACAGACGGUCUCUCAAAGUAGCAGCCACAAUGGAAUAAAUCUGUACAAGAAUCCUUUCGAUCAGAUUGGGAAUGGCUCUGCCAGUAUCAGGCGCAUGAGACUAGGUUUGGUCAGAAGGAAACCAUCCUUGGGGCCUCUGAGUUCAAGCCGACGCCCUUUAGAGGAUAACAAAGAGAAUCAAGCUCCAUUCCAAACCUUGCCCCCUUCACAACCAAAAGGACAAUCUGGAAAGCUGCCAUUGAAACCUCUAGAUCAAUUGAGAGGGAGUAAUAAUCAGGUUGACUUGCAUUCUGAAAAAUCCUCUACAAAUUGUUCUAGGAACCUGCACCUGUCGUGUGAUGACAGGUACAAUGAAAAGCAGCAAUCUAAACGAGUUCAUGAUGAGGAGUCUGCUGGUGGAUUCAUACAGCAGGAAGAACUGUUGCCAGUACCCGAGACAGUGAUCGUGUCAGAUAGUGAAGAUAGCGAGGAUGAAAAUAUUUCUGCAAGGUCCAAAUUGUCACUAGCCCGGAAAUGCCUUUCAAGGAAGCGAAAAGGUUCCCAUUGAUUUAUGCUUACUACUUUACUAACUUCAAAUAGCGUCUAAUUUACAAUGGAAAAUUCUUCAAGUUUCAAAUUGCAAAUAUUAUAGGCACACUACUAAUGAUAACAAUGUGUAAGGUACCUGUGUGUACUUGUACUGUAUAAUUUCAUCUCAAUAGCACUGACAUUUUUUUUGGCUUCCAGCACAUUGAUACAUUCUUUUCUAUCAAUGGAAAUUCGAACA
This is a messenger RNA of Olea europaea var. sylvestris, 1972 nucleotides long. RefSeq lists its product as uncharacterized. The coding region runs from base 104 to 1753 and encodes 549 amino acids. The record is from RefSeq and is a predicted model, not a curated record. Gene Ontology annotation, cellular component: nucleus. Gene Ontology annotation, molecular function: ubiquitin conjugating enzyme activity. Gene Ontology annotation, biological process: protein polyubiquitination; DNA damage response. The transcript is spliced from 6 exons. NCBI's taxonomy places the organism in Eukaryota, Viridiplantae, Streptophyta, Magnoliopsida, Lamiales, Oleaceae.